Cebus imitator (Panamanian white-faced capuchin) is the source of this 1575-nucleotide messenger RNA. RefSeq names its product enkurin domain containing 1 (gene ENKD1). The transcript has 7 exons. The record is from RefSeq and is a predicted model, not a curated record. The coding region runs from base 314 to 1354 and encodes 346 amino acids. Gene Ontology annotation, cellular component: cytoplasmic microtubule. NCBI's taxonomy places the organism in Eukaryota, Metazoa, Chordata, Mammalia, Primates, Cebidae.
GCAACAACAACUCCCGUCGAGUGGCAGCAGCUGGCGGCAAGGACGCUCGAGUGAGCCCCUGCCCGAGUGCCGCGGGGGUUGGGGCGCGAGCGGGACCGGGAAAUGGGCUGGGAGCAGAGGUCGCGGAGGCGACAAAGGGGGCCGAGGUCGGGGCGGGGACCGGGAGAGUCCCGGGAGUGGCGGCCCUCCUGGGUCCGGGUCAGGGUCAGGGUCCCUGACUAGGGAGGAGGCCUGGAGCUGGGAACUGGGCCCAGGGAGGGAAGUACACAGCCCGACAGGCCUCGGGGCCCCUUUGCAGGGCGGCGCCGACGGCAUGUGCGAGGGCCCGUCCCGUAUCUCGGGGCCCAUCCCCCCAGACCCGACGCUUUGCCCUGACUACUACCGGCGGCCGGCCUCUGCUCAAGGGCGCCUAGAGGGAAACGCGCUGAAGCUGGACUUGCUGACCUCGGACCGGGCUCUGGACGCCACCGCUCCCCGUGGCCCCUGCAUCGGUCCCGACGCCCGAGAGAUCCUGGAGCGCGGCCGGCGUGGCGUCGGGGACGUGCUGUUGCAACUUGAGGGCAUCUCCCUAGGUCCUGGGGCCUCUCUCAAGAGGAAGGACCCUAAAGACCAUGAGAAGGAGAACCUGAGGCGGAUCAGGGAGAUUCAGAAGCGCUUCAGAGAACGGGAGCACAGCCGGGAGCAGGGCCAGCCUAGGCCCCUAAAAGCUCUGUGGCGCUCGCCCAAGUAUGACAAGGUGGAGUCCCGGGUCAAGGCACAGCUGCAGGAGCCUGGCCCUGCCUUUGGGACAGAGUCUGCCCACUUCCUGCGGGCGCACUCCCGCUGUGGCCCUGGCCUCCCACCACCCCGUGUUCCCAGUCCCCAGCCAACCCCACCAGGUUCCAAAGCUAAGGGGCCAGGCCUGGGGGUGGACUUCAUUCGUCACAAUGCCCAAGCUGCCAAGAGGGCACCCCGGAGGCAUUCCCGCUCGCUGCAGGUCUUGGCACAGGUGCUGGAGCAGCAGCGGCAGGCCCAGGAGCACUACAAUGCCACGCAGAAGGGCCACGUGCCCCAUUACUUGUUGGAGCGCAGGGACCUGUGGCGGCGGGAGGCCGAGGCCCGUGAGCAGAGCCAGCCGGACCCUGCCAUGCCUCCAGGCCACACGCGUAUGCCUGAGAACCAGCGGCUAGAAACACUGAGCAAGCUGCUUCAGAGCCAGAGCCAGCUGCUGCGUGAGCUGGUACUGCUGCCUGCUGGGGCAGACUCACUGAGAGCUCAGAGCCACCGUGCUGAGCUGGACCGGAAGCUGGUGCAGGUAGAGGAGGCCAUCAAGAUUUUUUCCCGGCCCAAAGUCUUUGUGAAGAUGGACACCUGAGCCCCUCUGGGGGACAAUUAGCAGGGAGGUACAUGCUGAGAUUCACCAGCCACAUGGCUGAAAAGGACAGGGUCAGGCCCAUUCCCAGAUCAGAAGUCUGAAGACAGGAGCAGGGGGGUGGUCAGUGUCCCUGGAGCACUUUUCUCAGCCACCAGUGGCUACAGAAGGGCCAUCCCAGUCUUUUAACCAUUUUGUCAAAAUUAAACUGUUUGUACACAGGA